AUGGUGGCGUUGUCGGUUACCCUGAUCAUCAUCUCAUUCACUGGGAUAGUCCCGGCAGUUGGUCUACCGUCUGCAAGAGAUGAACUAGCCAGACUCAAGAAUGAGCUGAAUGAACAGUCGCUACUAGCAAUGGAGAGUGUGAAGAAGAGACAAAUGUUGGAUGAAAUGGCAAAAGUGGCAAUUGAGUGGAUCAAAGGUGUUACCUCCAAACUUUGGAUACCUCUUGACAAGAAGAUUAAAGAAGUUGAAAAGUUCCGUGAUGAGAUUUCCCAAUCCAUAAAAAAGGCAUAUCCCAUAAUGAGACCAAUUUUCCAUGAAGCGAACACCAUGAUACAUCAGGUAAAUGAUGUUCUUGCUGGUACAGACGAGGACGCCAUGUUGGCCAAGGCACGAGAGGUAGAGGAGGUUCUAAAGAGGAAUAAAGUGGGCCUUAAGAAGUUGGAUGAUGAAUUUAAAGGCUUAAUAAAGAGACUGGAAGAGUUCAAAAGGGCUGCAGUCUCACUUGGGUUUCAAAUCCCUGAUGAUUUCUUUGAAAAAUUUAACGCCGCAUUCCAAAAUGGAGGUAACAGCCAGAGCUUUUAUUACUCCAAGGAAUACGAUCCGAACCGAAAACUCAGUGAAGACGAGUUUAUUAAAAGUUUUUUCCGCACUAAUCAGAUUCCAAAGCUCUCCAAGGAACAAUUUGUCCAGAUUAUCAACCUUCUCAAGAACUCAUCCAACAAGCUCAUCAACGAUAUAAAUGGUAUAAUUACAAGGGGCAAGAAGCUAAUUGAAGAUGCAAAAGAGGACCUCCAAAAGGCUGACGAAUUGGUGAAACGUAUGAAGAAGAUGGGAUAUAAAAAUCCAGACAUUACCGGAAGGUAUGAGAUGAUCUUCAGGGAAGUAAAAAAUAUGGGUGAAUGUUACCGUGACAUGGUUACAAAAGAGGAAUCUCUGAGAUCCAACCUUGAGAAAUGUAUUUCCAUUCUGGACGGGGCCAUGGAAAAAGCACAAGACCUCCAAGAUGGCACAGUAUUGGACAAGUGGGAUAAUAUUUUAGGCCUAGAGAUCAUGAAAGAAACUCUAACUGGUAUAAUUGAUGCUAAAAUAGGGGUGGCAAAUAUGAAGUUGUGCUACAUUGACGUCGAUUUUCAGCGAUGUAUAGUUACUGAACGAUUGCGCUUGAUGACCAUUACUCUCGAUUCUCUAGACAAAGUAACCAAUGAGCCUUUGGAAAAUCCACCUUAUCAUAACCUCGAGGAUUCUCGUACAAGAGAUGAAAUGAGCAACUAUGGAUUCAGCCUUGUCAUGGCUCUGGCGGUCUGUACCAUGUGGAUAUGA
Molecule: messenger RNA, 1320 nt
Organism: Theileria equi strain WA
Lineage: Eukaryota; Apicomplexa; Aconoidasida; Piroplasmida; Theileriidae
Product: signal peptide containing protein
Exons: 1
Coding region: 1-1320 (439 amino acids)
Source: RefSeq, a predicted model, not a curated record